GCCUCCUUCCAGCUCCAGCUGGAGACGAACAUGAUCCCCAGAAAAUUGAAGAAGGAAAGGCGCAAGGCAGCGAGGCAGAGCAUGAGUCGGUCGUUGGAAAGCCACACCAUUCUGCAGCAGGCCUCCGUUUCUCCCGCUUGCCUAGCCAGGUACAAGAGACACUGGGAGGAGAUGGAGCCAAUGAUGCUGGAUGGACGCGGGCGUCUGCGGCCAAUUGCAAGAGUCGACCAAGCCUUGGCCGAACACCUGGAGGAUCUUUACCGGGACGGGGAGGAUUUGGCCACGGCGCGGUAUGCUGUGGCAGCGGCGCUCUUCUUCAAACCAGAGCUCCGGUCGCCGGCAAUGACUCACCUUCCGAAGGUGAAACAGAGCCGCUGGGUGGAGCAAGUUGUGCCCUCCCAGGAGUCGCUUGCCCAUACCGUAUGCAGUGGUGGCCCUGCUAGUGCAUGCAUUGAGCUUGGGUGUUCUGGAGAUCGCGAUCUACCUGCUCCUGACCUUUUCGCUGUACAUGCGACCGAGCGAGGGGCUCCGCCUCCGAAAGAAGGACGUGGUGAGGCCCAGCUCACGGCAGGCUGGGUUUCAACAUUGGUCGGUGGUGCUUCAUCCCUUGGAAGUCGGGGUGUGCUCAAAAAGCAGGAGUUCGACGAGUGCCUGCAGUUGGACCUGCCCUACCACCAACCAUUGGGACCGGCCACUUACAAGUUACUGCGGCUACAUCAGAAGCGAGGGGAGGAGCACAUCUUCUCCGUCACGCUGGAGGAUGUCACCCAGUUCCUCGAGCGGGCUCAGAUCGAACUCGAGCUCAAGGGUCUGGGGGAGCUGCAACCAUAUCGCUUGAGGCACGGAGGGGCAAGUCACGACUUCGUCAGCAAGCUGAGGGACCUGGCAUCCAUUCAGAUGCGGGGAAGGUGGAGAUCCCAGAGCUCAGUGCGACGAUACCAAAAGGGAGGCCGGCUGACACAGCUGAUGCAAACGCUGCCGGUGCAUGUCAAGAAGGCCGCCGAAAACGCCGUUCGACAGCUUCCGGCGGCACUUGCUGGCCUGCCUUGA
Messenger RNA from Symbiodinium sp. CCMP2592, 1050 nucleotides. The record is from the annotation of a GenBank genome assembly. NCBI's taxonomy places the organism in Eukaryota, Dinophyceae, Suessiales, Symbiodiniaceae.